GUAUAGUUGAACAUGUAUUCUCAUUAAACUCAUGAAACAAUGUUCAAGUACUUAAGAGGUUAUUUGAGGAACCUUUUGUUUCAGUAUGUAGAGGACAAUUAUGUCAUUGCCGGUGUCACAGUAUGAAGCAUUGCUGGCAGAAGUGAGGGGCCUGAGACGUAAGGCUCAGCAUGUCCAGCAACUAGCUAGGCCCCUCCUGCCAAGUGAUUCUUCACAGGGUGCAUCUUUCAGUGACAUUGCUCUUAGGGAUUUAAGGUCAUCUCCUGAUAGAUUGUCACCUUAUUAUCAGACCGAUGGGCCAACUGAGCCGUUAGACUAUACCAUGGAAUCAUUACUUUUGGGGCGCCAGAUUAAUGCCGUAUCAUCAAAUUAUGAGAAUGGCGGCCUCAGCAGCAGCGUCGACGGCGGCGACACCACCUGCAGCGAGGACGACGAGUACGCGUGUAGAGGCGGCGGCAGCGGCAGCAGCGCCAAGCUGUCGGUCAGCAGCGAACCGCCGCCGCAGAGGAACCGCCGAGCGGCGGCUUCGGGGGACGUGGCUUCGCUCUACCACGGUACUUGGCCCGUCGAGAAGACCAUGUGGAACUCGGAGCCGGCCGGACUGGGCAGUGGCGUACCGCUGGACAGGGUCCUCGGCAGUCCGGAUUCCAGCAAAUGGUCCUCCCAACAGCUGGAAGCCAAAAUGGACGUGGUGCACAGCCUUCUAGCGAUGCUGGGAGGCCAGGAGCACGUCGAUAUGGGGGAGACUCUCUUGGCGUUGAGUACUUGUUGUAUCCCAUUAUUAGUGAAAUUAGUUCAAUCAGACAGAGAUGGGGAUACGAGGAUAAAGGCUGGACAAGCGUUACACAAUCUUGUCCAUUCUCAGCCGGAUGAAAAACUUCGGAAACGGGAAAGUAGGGUACUGAAACUUUUGGGGCAAUGCAAACACUACACUGAAGCGCUCAGGAACAAUACGGAAUAUGAACAAAUAAUGGAAAGUGGUAGUUUCUCUUCAGAAGAUGGUGAUAAACACCCUGUACAAACAGUAGCACACUUGAUGAAAUUAUCUUUUGACGAAGGCCAUCGACAGGCUAUAUGUCUUCUGGGUGGAAUACAUACAAUUGCAUCUCUAGUGGAGGUGGAACAUACAUUGCACGGUAGCACAUGGACGGACACACACUGUCUCUUGAUGCGCAGGUACGCUUGUAUGGCACUAACGAACCUCACUUUCGGUGAUAGCGGCAACAAAGCUUUGCUAUGCUCGUAUAGGGAAUUCAUGAGGGCAUUGGUGGUACAGCUGCAGAGUCCUAGUGACGAGCUGCGACAGGUCACUGCAAGUGUUUUGAGAAACCUUUCAUGGAGAGCAGAUUCUACUUCUAAAGAAAUCUUGAAAGAAGUCGGUUCGGUCACAGGUCUCAUGAAAGCCUCCAUGUUGGACAACAAAGAAAACACCUUGAAAUCCAUCUUGUCAGCUCUGUGGAACCUGUCCGCCCACUGCACAGAAAACAAAUCUGAAAUCUGCGCUGUCGAAGGAGCUCUAGGCUUCCUCGUGGACAUGCUAACCUACAAAACCCCCACGAAAUCCUUGGCCAUAAUAGAGAACACUGGAGGGAUACUGCGAAACAUUUCUAGCCAAAUCGCCGUGAGAGAGGAUUUCAGGGAGACAUUGCGACAACACAAUUGCCUUCAGAUCCUGCUAGACCAGCUGAAAUCCCCCAGUUUGACUAUCGUCAGCAAUGCCUGCGGCACGCUGUGGAACCUCUCUGCUAAAUGCGUGGCUGACCAAGAAGCCCUAUGGCGAAUGGGAGCGCCCAGCAUGCUGCGCAGCUUAAAUCACUCUAAGCACAAGAUGAUCGCUAUGGGAUCCAGCGCGGCCCUGAAGAAUCUGCUCAGUGCCAAGCCCCAGCAAGUUUUGCAGCCGCAGCUGGACUCCACAGCUUUGUCGCUGGACUUGCCAGUGCUGCCGACUCUGGGAGCUCGGAAGCAGAAAGCUCUGUUGCAAGAUUUGGACCAGAGCUUGAGCGAGACGUACGAGAAUAUCGAGAAGGAUUCACCGAUAAAGAAGGAUCCUGACUUCCAGGAUAACAGACGGAAAUCCAAGGGAAGGCCUAGUAGCCCGGAUGAAAACAGGCUUAGCAAUAACUUUGCUAGCUUGAGUUUGAACGAGCCCUCUACCAGCUAUACCAGCGAACUUAGGCUGCAGUCUAGAAUACCUCAGAGCUAUGGUAGCUCUAGUCUGCCGUAUCUGAACCCUCCUAUCAAACAUACCAAUCCCUUCACUUACAUACCAGUGAGAAACAAGUUUUCGGACUGUGCUUACGAAGAUGAAAUCGAUAUUUCGGACCAACCUAUAGAUUAUAGUAAGAAAUACUCCGAGACCAAGUUGCCCAAUAGGGAAGCUGAUGAGGUGUGCUCCAGCAAGGAUCGUGAUUACUCCUUCGGAAAGCAGCCCAAGAAAGAGACUUUCAGCAUAUACGCAGAGACCGAUUUGGACCAGCCCACUGAUUACUCUUUGCGGUAUGCUGAGGAUGAUUCCGAUUCGGAGAUCUGCGACAAGAAGACCGAAUACGUGCAGGAUACGGUCAAGACUUAUUGUACUGAAGAUACCCCAUACGAGACACCUUUCAAUUUCUCCACAGCCACUUCCAUGUCAGACUUGCGACUGGAUGACAAAUCUGUUAUCGACAACGAUAAACUGAAGGAGACUGUCCCGAAAGUCAACAAGGAGAAUAGUGAGAAUUUAGAGGAGAAGGACCGUUGUUCUACAGAGGAUAUUUCUGACUGCGAGGCUCAAACCAAAUUGGUAGACAAAAUACCAAAAUCCGAGCUCAGCUCGGGUCUCCUAUCGCCUGAAAAGCCCGUCAACUACGCCGAAGAAGGAACGCCUGGAUAUUUUUCCAGAGUGAGCAGCUUCGGCUCCAUAACUUCCAUUCCAGCCAAUGAAAAAUUGAAGAAUAUCGAGGAGAGUGGUCUGGAGUCGGAAAGGGUACCCGAUACAAAGCCGGCCGAGAAGGUUUUCCCGAAAACGCCCACAGAAACUAAGAACGUCAAGUUUGAGAGGGUGGUGAACUAUGCAGAAGAGACUCCGCUGAUGUUCUCGAGGUCUAGUUCGCUGGCUUCUCUCGAUAGUAUAGAGCAGCAUUCCAUACACGAUGAUAGAAGUUCGGUGGUAUCAGACUUUAGUCGUCUUCCAAGCGGAAUCGUUUCUCCGAGCGAGCUUCCAGACUCUCCCACCCAAACCGUUCCUCCUAGUCCUAAGCCGAGGAAAACCCCGAUGGAUUUUCCGACGACCUCUAAACCGAGGCCGCCCGAACACGCGCUUAGACUGCCGCCGAAAACCAGCGAUUCUGUUUCUAAGCGAGCUGAAUCUUCUGGUUGUUCGGAAGAAGAAGCACAAAAAGAUGAGGAAACCGAAAAGAAGGAUGCCGAAAAGGAAACUACGGCAUCUGACAUAAAUGACGAGGAGUCCGAAGAUGAUGCUGAUGAAAGUAUUUUAGCGGAUUGCAUAAAUAUCGGUAUGCAAACGAGCACUAACAGGAACAACCAAGUGAUACCCAACAACACCUCGACGCCCAGCAAGCUGCCCCUGUCCAGCUUCAAGUACGCCCCGAAAACGUCUCGCGACCCUCCUAAGCAGCCGGCAUCGUCUUCCGAACACUGCGACACGCUGAGGACGUACUGCACGGAAGACACGCCUGCCAGGCUGAGCCACGCGGGCUCCAAUUCGGAUCUGAGCGUGCUGAGCAUAUCGAACGACAAGGGCACGCCGAAGAAGGGCGGGUAUUUUUCGGAUGACAGCAGUAAUAUGUCCGACAAUGCCAGCUUUUCUCAAAAACAAGAUGGCUGGCAGAGGGAACAAUCGCGUCGAGAAUCAUUAUCUUCAAUAAGUGUAGAAUCUUUGGGAUCUCUAGAAGCUGACCAGGCACUUUUGGAACAGUGCAUUUCCUCUGGUAUGCCAAAGAGUAUACCAGACACAAGGACGAAACCUCUAGAUAUUCCUGAACCAAGAUCCGACCAAAGGAGAUCGAUGGGCAAACAACAGAGCCGCGAGCGCCGCCCGUCGUCGCAGCCGCCCCACAGUCACCCGCCCCACGACGCGUCGCCGACCGCCCAGCAGUCAAAAAACGCGAAUGCUGCGUCUGCUGCCGGGAGCACACCGCCGCCCCCAAUGACAUCGUGCAUCCCCGAAGCGCCAAUCGCGGCGGCAGGCGUAGCCCUACGCGACGCCCGCUUCGACGACAUCGUCAUGGAGGACCGCCUAGCGAAGAGCUGCGAGGAUUCGCGCGCGAUGGACCACCGCAUGCUUGAUCCUGCCGCGAUGAUCGAGUCGCUCGACCGGUUCACUGCCGAGCUGGUGUCGCAGGCGAGCCACUUGAACAAGGAGAAAGGAUCGACCGGGGAGAACACGUGGAACGAGGACACGUCUCCCAAUGAGUCGUUCCAUCCGGUGGAUGUCCCUGACGCAGUAAACGAACCCUCCAACGACUUCAGCUCGAUCAACACCUCCACAAUGACCGACAGCACUCUGAUAGCGAUAGAGGCCAGCAAGAUAGCGACCGUCUUCCAAAACGAGGCCGAGAUGUCGCUCAGCAUCACCAGCAUCAAUUCGCUGGAGCUGGACCGCGUACAACCCCCCUCCCAAAUGACCUCCUUGACCAACAGCACCGUGGGCUUGGAGAAGAACCUGAGGAGCCCGAAGCUGUUGGCGAGAAAGAAAUCCCUGGUGCGCAGGGCUUUGAGCAACUCGAUCAACCACGGUUCGAGCUUGGAGAGCUUGGACAACCACAGCUUGUCGAACCUGGACCACAUAAAUCCACCGUCGGAUUUCCUGUACGACAUGGAGGGGAGUAUGACGAGCGUGGCGAGUUUGCCGAGCGAGGGGGAGGUGAGAGGGGAUUUCGUCAUCAACGGGGUGGUGCAGCAUCCGAUUUUCAACGUGAAGCUGCCUUUUGGUGAGCUGGGGGACAUCAAUCCGCCGUCGCUCACCUUGCAGGACGUCACUCUGGCCGAGGACGACCUCACGCUCUUCUCGGACGCCGUCAGCGGAACUCCGCAGCAGUCGGACGUCAGCAGUUUGGAGUCCACGCCGAAGAAAGCCAAGCACCCGAGCAAGUCGAUGACGACGAAGCAGCGAAGGAAUCUGGCCAGAGAUCGAUCUCGUUUCGAAACGCAAGUUCUCGACGAAGCCGUCACCAGCUCGCUCCACCCGCCCGCCCCGCCCUCCGACUCCCUCAGUCGAAGCCACGCCUCCAUCAGCCCCGCCUCGAAUAGCCCCGCCUCCAGCAGUCCCGCCCACAGCCCCGCGCGCACCAAACACUCGAUCCGGCGCAGCUUCAUGCAGAAGCGGCUCGAGAACAAGGACAGGUUCCGCACACAGACUGUGAGCGAGAGCGGGUUCUCGCCCGACGAUUCGUCGAGCGGAGAGGUGCGGCUGCACCUGCAGAAGGAGGCGGACCGGGUGCUGCGCACGCUGCGCGACACGAAGACUACGCAGGACGACCUGCUCGAUUGCGAGACGAUCAGUCUGGUGAGCAACGACGACGAUGAUUCCGAGUACAAUUCUGGAGGUUCUGUCAACUACAGAACGUAUCACAAGAGUUGGGGCAUCAGGACGGAAAACGUGCCGGUUAUUGGUGACGGCGAAGAAGAAAGAGGAGAUGAACGUGUGCCGGAUUCGCUGGGCGACGAGGCGAACCGGAAUUCCGAGGAUGAGGACGAGGACGAGCGAAGGGUGGUCGGCAAACCCAAAAUCGUCAAGCCCAACGAUAGUCCGACCAGCAUCGGCAACAAGGUGGCCCCGAAGAGCAUAAAACCCGUCAAAACGAUGACGUCGAAUCUCGUCAAGAACGUGACGUCUACCCUCAAAAAUGGUACAACUUUGAAAUCGGUCGUCAGCCGGCAAAAUAAGACUGCGCAGUCCAGACCGACGACGGGACAGAGCGUCGCUUCGAGCGGGUACGGCAGCAGCCCGAGCAGUACCACCACCACCACUCCGAAGGCUUCCAGCAAAAUCCCCACGGCCGCCUGCCACACCAAGAUCCCCACCUUCGGCUCGAAGAUCGCCAAGGCCGUGCUGCCAGCCCGGCCGCCGCCCAACUCGAGCAAGCCGCCCAACGCGAACAAGCCACCCACGGUGCGUAACGGGAACGUCAAGUCGGCCAGUUCGGAUAGGGCCGGCAGGGGCGCGAGGGUGUACAACAGGUCGACGAGCGCGGACAGCAGAGAUAGUUCGGGCGGUAUGCGGGCCAGCCCGUCUACGCAGAGCUUGAAGGGCGAGGGGAGGAUGGGCAACGGGGCGAUGAAGAAGUCAAGCAGCAACAGCAGUCUGAACUCCAACGGCAGCGGCGGCGCGAAGAAGCUAGUGACCAGCAAAAUAGCCAGCCUGUGGAAGAAAAUCGAAGACAGCAAGAAGCUGCCGCCGAAAAAGGACUCGAGAGUGUGGAUUCAGGCGGAUCCAGAGCCUCCGAGGUUGAUCAGGAGCAACACUUUCGACAACAAAGACAGCGUCAUACUCAGGAAUUCGAAUUCGCCGUCUGAAGGUAACGGCGACUCGGUCAAGCGCAUUUCUAGGUUAGGGUCGUUCGUAGUGAUGGAUGAGAACGGAGUCGAAACGAGGCUGCCUCAGGCAACUGAUGCGGGGUCGUAAUUUGGUUUGUUCUUAGUACAGAAUGUACAUGUACAGGGUGGCUGGAAUUUGAGCAUCAUCAUUGAGGUCUCGUAAACCGUAAUAGAUACAGGGUCGGUUAACAAUUGGCAAAGUUGCGGAAUUUUGUGUCUAACAAAAUGCCGUUUUGAAACUAAAAAAAACGACAUUUCCUAGAACCCCUCUUCUGUUUGUUUUUUAGAUUAGUUGAAGAAAUUAAUCCAAAUGAAUGACACUGUAUCAUGGCGACUUCUUGUUCACUACAAGCUGGAGUUUUCAAAUUUGAAAUCAGCCGUUUUGUCUUCAGAUCCUGGAUUUUUUAUUUCACUUCAUUUCAAAAAAUGGAUAGUGUCUUAGGAAACAAAAUUUUGUUAUGCAUAAAUUUGCGCAACUUGACCAUAAUUCAACCGACCCUGCAUCUCUUAGGAGAUCACAAUGAUGAUACUCGAAUUCCAGGCACCCUAGAAUUAUCUGAGUCGCAUGACAAGUUGGGGUUUGUCGAGUAUAUUGAUAAUAAAGUUUCAUUUGAUCCAUAAAAUUUUUAUUGAUGUGUAAUUUGCCAAAAACCAACUUCUCAAGUGAACUGCGUUAAUUUUACAAGUUUAAUUAGGGCAUUACAUUUUGGAAUUUUAUGUUGUGCAAAGUCAUCAACAGAAAAAGAAACUGGAUUUCUGUUUUCUGUUGAAUUAAUUAUUUUGGUGUUCUAGUGGUUAAUUGUAUUUUUUGCGCAAAGGAAGAUGUUCUAGACUUAGGUUGUUUUUAUUUGUAUUAUUCUUCAAAUUAUUUUGCAAUUACAAUGCAUUUCUAGUCCGAUGUUUUAGUAUGAGAAAAACAUUCACUUUGUUGAAGACUGUAUUAUGUUUAUUUGAAUAUAUUUAUAUUCCGUGAUAUAUUAGGUUAGUUUUUGUAAAUAUAUAACCCGUUUAGAAAAAGUAGAUGUAGUUUUGUAAUGUUUGUAUUUAAUUUAUUUAUAUUGGCGAACUAAUAUAGUCAGUGAGUCAUAUAACUAAGGAACUUUUAAUACCAUAGUUUUAGUUGGAAGCUAUUUUCUCAAAAUGUUUAAAGAAAUAAGAUCAAUGGUAAUGAACAAUUGUUGGAAAACUUCGAUAUUUUCUUUAGCAUAUAGUAGUUAACAAGCUUAUAUUCAAUGACUGAAUUUUAAUUGAACUGUCAAACUAGUUUCCUUGAAUAUAUUGCUUUAAUGUUUGGAUGUGGAUUUUUUGUUUACCUAUAUAUCAGUUUUAUGAUUAUAAAAGAAAUUAGAACUAUUAGGUAGUAAAUAUCGCCUCAACACCAAUAAUUUGGCUAUAAACACAGAAAAUAAACUGGUCAACAUUGAUAACGUCGUGCUCUAAAAUAUAGCCUGAAUUCAAAGUAGAAUAACUCCGAAUUUCCUUACCAAUUUGAAAUCGGUUUUCACCGAUGAUUAGUCUAAUCUCUUGACAGUUUGUCGGGGCAAU
Molecule: messenger RNA, 8082 nt
Organism: Phaedon cochleariae (mustard beetle)
Lineage: Eukaryota; Metazoa; Arthropoda; Insecta; Coleoptera; Chrysomelidae
Source: the annotation of a GenBank genome assembly